GAGUCGCGACCGACGACCGACGUCUGUUGGUUGGACGAUCCAAAACAAAAAUUCCCAACGAUUUUCUGCCACAGCUCGCCAUCGUUUUCGUUUGCGUGGAGCCGUUUCGUAUUAUUUCCAUGUUUUGCAAGUGAUUUAGUGACGAAAAAAGUGUUUGUUUGCGGAAAAUAGCACCGAUUUUUUGUGAAGUUUACAGAUUUCGUAAAGAAGUGAAAUUUCUUUGAUUCAAAGGAAUGUUCUAGCAAAAAGUGUCCGCAACAGAAUGAGUGCGUUCGAGGUAAAGGUUACACCGACCCGCCCGUCUGCACAGCCGAAACGGCGGACAGAAUCCCGCGAACCGACGCUGGUACUGCUGGGCCCGUUUACGCCCAAAGCAACGGUCAUUUUCGAUGGAGUGCCUGUCGGGAAGUCGGCUCGCCGCCAGCUGGUCGUCAGGAAUCCUUACGACGAGCAGAUCCAGGUACUGGUAACCAAAAUACCAAAGCCAGAAUUCAACCUCGGUUUAGAAUGGACAUCACAGGACAUUCCCGCCGGCGAAGAAUGCCAGAUGGAAAUGGUGUGGAAUCCACUGAAAAUGUUCGUCAACAAAGAAGUGCUCCAGAUGAGCGACAACUUUGGCAACAAAAAAGACAUUGCCCUCAUCCUUAAAUCCGUCGAACUGAAGAAAGCUCCUCCGGUUAAGAAACCAGUAUUAAAACAAGCCCCACUUCUUCCCAAAAAACUGAAAUUGAAAUCCCCGUCACCCCCGAAGGCAGCACUUAUGAAGCGCAAUCUGUUAAUCAAAAAGCGAGAAUCGCCUGUGAGGAAAUCGUUCGCCUCGCCACCUCCAGUUACUCGAUCUCAAGUCGCACCAAAAAUCAAUGUUCUACAACCCAGUAACACAUCCAACCUGUUCAGUUCCAGUGCGUUUAACUUCACGAGUCUGUCGGAAUCGGUGCCACCGAAGAACAAAACCAACAAAGAAAACGUCAGUCCCGUUACUCCGGAGAACGCCACAAAGCUUUUCAGCAAUCUGAAAUUCACUCCCUCAAGCUCGCAUUCUAAUCUGUCCUAUCUGGCCGAUCUGCCCACUCCUGUGAACUUCCACAGGGUGGACGACAUUCGGUUGGACAAACCCAACCUGCUACGGAAGCGACUCAGUAUAUCGCCGGAAAUCAAUCUGGACGGCAACGACGACGACGACGAGCGCACACCUCGGAUCCCAUCCAAUCAGAGUGUCCUGGCCAUGAGGGAAACUCCAAAAUCGUCGAUAAUUCACGCGGAUUCCGCUCGAAACCAGCAACAGCUGAGCCUCACUCCGACCAAUAGAACCAUGCGUACGGCCGGAUUCGAUCCGAACUGCUUCUCGACCGUAACGAAACCGUGCCAGUCGGGGAAAACCUACCUAAUGAUUGACGAAACCGAUACGAAGGAAUCGAACAGGCAGCUGAAUUAUUCCAACGGCUAUAUCCACGACCUGGAACUAGCCGAUCUCCAGCUGAAAGGUUCGCCCACCCAAUCAUGCCGGCCCGCCAAAACGGAUUCCCCCUGCAACGAGAUUCAACUGGUGUUCCUCUCGAACCUAGAAGCGGCAUUCCACGACGGUCCCAAACCUCUAAACCGAACCCAAACCGUCUCCCCGUACGGCUCGAUCCCACAGCUAUCGAUGAUUGUGGAGGAAAACUCCCGAGAGUUGGGAGUAACCUACCAUGCAGGUCGCGCCAGCGAGGAACACCAAAUCCAGCAGAAAACGUUCAAAAUCGCCAGUCACGAAAACCUGGCCAAAUCCAGCUCCGAUGACAAUAUUGUCCAACAUCUUACCAUGGAGAUCAAACAGCAGCAGCAGCAGGGUUCGAUGCCGAAUCUGAAUGGCGCUGGAGGCGAGGCCGAAUUCGAGGACGCUCGUAUGAUGUUCAAGGCGCACGAAAUUCGCGCCCAGUCCAGUCGUUUCAAUCUGCACGAAAUCAGUCGCAACAGUGAUGAACUGAUGAAACCACCGGGAGCAUCCUGCAACAAACGCCACCUGGACUACAGUUUGGCUUCUUCGGUGGAUCUGGCGGAUGAACCGAUUUCAAUGGCAGCUGCGGUAGUCGUCUCGCCACCCAAAAAGAGCAAGAUAAUGCAGCAGACGACGACGCCCAUGAUGGGCUCGCUGCAGAGGAGUGCAUCCGUUGGAAGCAGCGGGGGCAGCGGUGGAAGCAGAAACUCUUCGUUGGGACCAGCACCGAUUAGAAAUCGCUCUUCGAGUACUUCGACUGCCACCAAAUCGUGCUUUCAGGUGCCCAAAGGAGCCGCUCCACGCUCUCUAUCCCUGAAACGAGUACCAGUUUCCAGCGGAUCUUCGAGGAAACUACCCCUUGAAGAGAAACGAGUUUUCUUGUACGAUUCGGAACAGCACCUGAAAACGCUCAUCAAUCCGGAUCCGUUUGCGGCAACGACCACGUGCGACCCCUUCCUGACGACCACGAUGUAUCUGGAUGAGAGGGCGUUCGAACGAUAUGAACGGCAGCUUAAGAAGUGGCUCAAUGCCUUGGUGACGAUCCCGGCCGAUCUGGACACGGAACCGAACAAACCACUGGACGUGGGAAAGCUAUUCGACGAGGUCAAAGGAAAGGAGCUAACGCUGGCCCCCACCAAGGAAUUGAUAUCGUCCAACUACUACAAGAACCGGUUGAACCAGUUGCGAAGCGCAGGAAUUUCGUUGUAUCUUAGCGAAAAGGUCGCCGAACCGUUGCGAAAGGUUCGCUCGGCCAUCGAGAAGAAAACGAUGACUUUGAGGACGGACCGGGAUUUGCAUCUGGAUUUGGUGCUGCAACGGAGCGUUCUGGAGCUCUUGCUUUGCUUCAAUCCGCUUUGGUUGAGGUUGGGGCUGGAGGUUACUUUUGGAGAGCAGAUAGAUCUUCAAUCGAACCGGGAUGUGAUCGGAUUGAGUACGUUUGUUAUAAACCGACUUUUCCGAGAUCGGUACAUGGAAGCGAAGAAUUCGAAAGCUUACAGCUUGUCCUCUUCGUACGCCGAGCACAUGAAGAAGUUUACGUUCCGGAUGUUUUUGUUUCUAUUGUUCUUUUUGGAUACUGCUAAGAAUCAGCGAUUGAUUAAGCACAACCCUUGCUUGUUUGUCAAGAAUGCGCCUUAUAAAGAAACCAGGGAGAUUCUGAUUCGGUUCUCGUCACAUUUAAUUGCUGGAAUUGGAGAUAUAACGAAGCAUCUCAAACGUUUCGGGUAUGUUCUCACGCAUAAGCAAACCUAUCUGGAUGAGUUCGACUACGCGUUCGAGAACUUGGCCGUAGAUAUGCGCGACGGCAUCCGGUUAACCCGGGUGAUGGAGAUCAUCCUGCUGCGGGAAGAUCUAACCCAGAAUUUGCGAGUUCCGUCGAUAUCUCGCUUGCAAAAGGUUCACAACGUGAAUUUGGCCUUGAAGGCCCUCGAGGAUGCGGAAUACCGGAUAACGGGAGACAUCACCGCCAAGGAUAUAUGCGACGGUCAUCGGGAGAAGACCCUAUCGUUGUUGUGGCAGAUCGUAUACAAAUUCAGGGCACCGAAGUUCAACGCCGCGGCCAAUGUCAUUCGCGACUGGUGGAAGCGCAAUUGGCUGAAGGUGGUAAUCGGUAGGCGGAUAGAGGAGAAGCGCCGUAAAAAACGAGAGCAGGCAGCAGUGGUGAUUCAGGCCGCAUAUCGUGCCUAUCGGACUAGGAAGGAAUUCCGUCGAAUGCGAGAGGAGAAGUUGAAAGCCGUGAUCAUUUUGCAGAAAUACUCACGCAGAUAUCUAACCCAGAAGCACACUGCCCAUCGGUAUGCCUCGAUCCUGCGCAUCCAACGCUGGUGGCGUUCGGUGCAGCAGACGAAGACCGAUCGUGAACGCUUCCUGUUGCUCCGGAAAUCGGUCAUUCUACUACAGACUACCUACCGACGACGACGCCUAGCACAACAGUUGAUGGCAGCCUCGACGGUCAUCGCAAAGCUUAAAGCCAAGGCUCGGUUGCGCCACGAAAAGGCACUGAUCUUGCAGCGAUCGCUUCGAUCGUAUUGCAUCCACCGGAAGCUGCAGGCGAUCGUGAUGGGAAUGGUGGCGUUCAAUAGGCGGAAAUCGCUGCAGAACCGGUCAGCUACAAGGAUUCAGGCCACUUUCCGAAUGUGGAGGGAAAGAAGGGAGUUCCUGCGGGUAAGGGAAGCUUGUAUGAGGAUUCAGCUGCGCUGGAGGGAGUGUUUGCGGGCUAGAAGGGAGAGAGAAGCGUAUUUGGGUAAGAGGAAGAGUGCAAUUUUAAUCCAGCGGAAGGUUCGAGGCUACUUCUUGAUGAAGGCAGCGGUCGCGGCUUAUUGUGAAAAGCGCGAAAAAGUAAUAUUUGUUCAGAGAAUAUUCAGGGCUAAGUUGGAGAUGAGACGCGUUAGGGGAGAAUUCUUGCAAGUUAAACAAGCUUCUGUUUGCGUUCAAAAGAGAUUUAGAGCUUUGGUAGCAAUGAGGAAACAGAGAACCGAUUAUCUACAGCUGAAGCUAGCGACUUUGGUUAUCCAACAGAGAUUGCGUGCUCAAUAUGCCAUGAAACUGGAACGGGGACGGUUUGAGACGUUGAAGGCUGCUGUGAUUGUAGUUCAACGUCAGUUCCGAGCUCAACGGGCUAUGCGAGAAGCGCGUGAUCGUUAUCAACUAGUGCGCGCGUCUUGCAUUACAAUACAGCGACGCUUGAAAGCAACUCUCCUAAUGCGGGAGCAAAGAAUUGAGUUCUUGACAUUGCAGUAUCACACGAUCGUGGUUCAACGGCAAUUCCGAGCCAAUUUACUUGGCAAGAUUCAACGACAACAGUAUUUGACGCUGAGAGCAAACGUGAUUAAAAUUCAACGGAAGUGGCGAGCGACGGUUCUUGCAAGGCAGACACAGCUUACGUAUCAAACUGAAAGACAGGCAGUUGUCAAGAUUCAACGCUAUUGGAUGGCUGUUCAACUGAAACGAAAGACUCGUGAGAACUAUUUGGAGAAGCGGUUAGCUGCAACAAAGAUUCAAAGGUAUUUCCGCGGGUAUCUGAUGACCAAACAGAGUCGCAAAGAAUUCGUCACUCUACGGCAUGUUACAGUGAAGAUGCAGCAGCGAUAUCGAGCGAACAAGCUUAUGAAAAAGCAGCAACUAGAUUACGAAAGGUUACUUCAAGCAACGAUCGUGGUUCAACGGCGCUUCCGAGCCAAGCGGGCUGGUGUUCAACAGCAAACCGAAUAUCACCAGCUCAGGAAAGCAAGUCUAAACAUACAACGACGCUGGCGAGCAAUUCUCGAUAUGCGAAUAGCCCGUGGCGAAUAUUUGCGGGUGCGUAAGGCCUGCGUCAUCAUUCAAGAACGCUUCCGUGCUCAGCAGGCAAUGAAGUUAGCACGCGCGAAGUAUUUCCAAAGGCGAUCAGCCAUCACGUUGAUUCAGCAGAAGUAUCGAGCAAAACGAGAAAUGGAACGAGCAUGCGGACAUUACCUGAAUGUGAGAAGUGCAACAAUAUUAAUUCAACAGUAUUUCCGAGGAUAUCUGGAAAUGAAACGACAGAAGAAGUCAUUCCUUCGGUUACGAAGCGCCGCAGUAUGUAUUCAGACAAGGUUCCGAGCGACGCGACAGAUGCAUUUGCAGAGAUCACUUUACUUGGAGCAACGAUCAUCCGCAAUUGUUAUUCAACGCUGUUUCAGGGGUUAUCUGGCAAUGAAGCAACAACGCAGCGGCUUUUUAAGGAUAAAACAAGCCUGCUUGGUCAUUCAAUCUCGCUACAGAGCCAGACUGGGUAUGUUAACGAAAAAGGCAAAAUACGAUCGCCUCCGAGCAGCAACGAUUACCAUUCAGCGGAAAUGGAGGGCUACAUUGCAAAUGAGAGAGCAACGCAGUUCGUAUCUCACCAUUCUACAAGCAACCCGAACCAUUCAAAUCCGCUAUAGAGCCUACCGACACCGCCUACUUGACCAACUCAACUAUCGAGUCUACCGAAGCGCCGUCAUUGUUGUCCAGCGUCGGUUCCGUGCCAAACUCGAUGCCCGCUUCGAAAAGGCACGUUUCCAGCACCUCAAAAUGAUCACCCUUCGUCUGCAAACCCGCUGCCGAGGAUACCUCGCCCGUCAAGCAUUCCUUAGCAAGCUUACACCGGAGUUCCGGGAGCGCCGCCUGCGGGAUCAAGCGGCCAAACGUAUUCAGGCCUGCUGGCGAGGUCACCAGCACCGCAAGCAGCAUCAAACCGUUACCAUGAGGGACAUCGCCCUACGCAUGAUGGCCAGUCGGCAAGAGGCCGCCAGGGAUCCCUCGAAACGGGUUAGUAACAUUCUGCGAUCCUGCAUGAAGUUCAUUCAAAAUCGCUUCGCCGUGCACGAGGCCAUCAAAGUCCUGCUGCGGAUAGAGCAAAUAUCCCGAACGGUACCAUACCUGCUGCAGAGCGAUGCGGUAUUCUUGGCCGCUUUCUGCUACGUCACCAUGGCGCAGGCCAUCCGAUCGGAACUGGACAAGCAACUGAUUGAGAUUUGCGCGAGAAUCAUACUGAAUUUGGCUCGAUUCGAGGGAACCAAGAAGGAUGCCUUUCAGGAGAACGGCCUAGUUACGGUAUCCCAGAUGCUGCUGCGAUGGUGCGAUAAGGAGUGUGCCAUAUUCAACACCCUUUGCACACUGCUCUGGGUUCUAUCGCACGACAGUCAUAAGCGAAAUGCCAUCCGCCGUUACAUGAUCUCCCGCGAGGCCAUUUUUAUGCUGCGGGAAACCAAAAAGCUCGUCCACCGCAAGGAGAACAUGCGCAAAAACGUCAAGAAACCGGUGGGAUGCCUUGCGCCGCCGGAUCCCCACCUGAUGCGAAUGGAACCGGCCCUGGAGCCGGACUAUGGAGUAAUACGCAGUAAACCGUACGUGUUUUACUCGUCGGUGUUUGCCUUCGAUACGGUGUUGAACGUGCUGGAUGUUGACAUCUCGUAAGUAAGUAUGAUAUGAGCAGCGUUCUUCGCCCUCGGCUCUGUAAAAGCCAUUUCGGACGAGCCCUUUUUCAUUGUUUGAUUGAUUAUAUGUGACUGUUUAGGGUUAGCUAUUGUCUAUAAUCUUUUUUUAGCUGUUUGUUGUUAUAGUACACAACGACAAUAAUAAACUCUUUACAAAAUAUUAAUUUA
Molecule: messenger RNA, 7083 nt
Organism: Aedes albopictus (Asian tiger mosquito)
Lineage: Eukaryota; Metazoa; Arthropoda; Insecta; Diptera; Culicidae
Gene: asp
Product: protein abnormal spindle
Exons: 8
Coding region: 263-6895 (2210 amino acids)
Biological process (GO): mitotic cell cycle; spindle organization; establishment of meiotic spindle localization
Cellular component (GO): spindle pole
Molecular function (GO): calmodulin binding
Source: RefSeq, a predicted model, not a curated record